Symbiodinium sp. CCMP2592 is the source of this 843-nucleotide messenger RNA. Lineage: Eukaryota; Dinophyceae; Suessiales; Symbiodiniaceae. The record is from the annotation of a GenBank genome assembly.
AUGGCAAUCAUGCGCCCUGCGGUCUUCUGGAAGACCGAGAUGCAGCAGCAGCGCUUCUCCUUCUCUCGGGCAUUGAACCCGAGCUACUGUUACCGCGGGCUGCCCCUCGCAGUUGUUUCGAUCGCUCCGAUCACAUGCAUCCAGUUUGGCGCGACUAGCUUCUUCAGCUCCUGCCUCAAGGCCUUUCGGGGCUCCGAGUCGCAAGUCCGGGACACGGACAAGAUCCUCGCCGCGGUGAUGGCUGGGGCCGCAUCGGCGCUCUUCCAGUCGCCGACGCAGCUCAUUGAGGUCAACCAGUCGAACCAUGGAUCCUCGAUGUUUGCGACAGCCAGGAAAGUCAUCUCCCAGAAUGGCAUAUUGGGGCUCUAUCGUGGCUACUCCAUGGGCGCCACUCGAGAAGGCAUAUUCUGCAGCUCUUACAUUGCCAUCAACCCUUCGAUCAAGACUUGGCUGCUGCAAGAGCGACCUGAGUUGUCUGAGGGUGCUGCAACUGCUGUGGCCUCCGUUGUCUCCGGGUCGUUGGGAGCUGCGCUGUCCCAUCCAGCAGACACGCUGAAGACGCGGUUGCAAGCGGGAGCCCUGCCUGUCCGCCCCGGAGAACCUGCAGAGGCGACUCGGAUCCGUGGACCUUGGGACGCUUUGCAGGACCUUCGCCAGAAGGGCAGCCUCUGGUCACAAUGCUACGCAGGUUUCUCCUCGCGGCUCUUUCGUGUGGUUUGCUGCACCUACAUCUACAGCACGCUGACAGAUGCUUGCGUCUCUCUUUGUCGGUCCAAUGAUGGCCUCACUCUGCGCGGCCAGCUGCAGCUUUCGCUGGACACGGUCGCGGAGACGCUCUCAUGA